This is a messenger RNA of Wasmannia auropunctata (little fire ant), 6437 nucleotides long. It is a transcript of the gene S, whose product is annotated as protein Star. The transcript is spliced from 6 exons. The record is from RefSeq and is a predicted model, not a curated record. NCBI's taxonomy places the organism in Eukaryota, Metazoa, Arthropoda, Insecta, Hymenoptera, Formicidae. Bases 1918 to 2877 code for a protein of 319 amino acids.
AAGCGUGCGGAACGCUCGUCUGUCGCGCCGCGUUCACGGGCCCCCGGCGUCUCCCGUCUGUCUCUUUGUUCCCGCCCGUCUUUCACGUACGGUCGUUGUCGUCUCUCCCGCUCGAAUCGAUAUAUAUAUACAUAUAUACGUGUAUAUGUAAUUCGAUGUCGAUCGGCGAAGAAGUCGGCGACCGUGGAGACAGACGGAGCGAAUCGCGCCGCCAAUGAGCGAGCCGAUGCAAUUCCGUCGUCGUCGUCGUCGUCGUCGUCGUCUCCUCCUGCCCAUCGGCAUCUCCCCUCUUAUCCGUCGGGAAUUCGCCGGGGGAGUUCCCGCUGCAGUGGUCCCGAGUGCAUUCCGGGGAGGGGGAAUCUUCGGGGAGGCGAAAGAAAUUCGUCGGCGAGGAAUUCUUUGUCGCGGUCGUCGCGGAACGGGAUCGCUUCGCGCUCGGACCGAAUCGGAUUGAUUCUAGCGAUUGUCCUCUCUUCAACGAUCGACUUCCGUUCGCGCAGCCGAGAGAGAGAGAGAAACGAUUAUUCGUCGGACAUUUCGAGCCUCAAGGAAUGCCGAUCACGCGAAGAAUCCCGCUCGUGCCCGAGAAACACGUGGAAGAUCUUUGAGGCAACGUCGCUGCAAUAAAUACACGGGGGGAAGAGAGAGAGCAAGGAAGAAAAAUCCAGAGAAAGGACUCCGCAGAGUUGACUACACUUCAAGCUCGGUUCUAUAAAAAUCCAGCUGCAUCGAGAAGCACGAGGAGAAUCCUCUUCGAUGGGACAGCCAUGCAAUAAAAAAAAAAAAAAAAAAAAAAUCGCACUCGGGGAAAGAAGAACGAAGGAGGAAUUGCAGUGAACAUUCUUUGAGGCAUUUGGUCCUGGCGAGACUCGAGAGCCAAGUAGGAUAAAUUAUUUCCAAGCUUCUUGAAGACUUAAUUUUUCUUUUUCUUCGAGACACAAGUGGAGCAAUUAAUGGAUAUUUAACUGGUACCUUGAGGAUCCGACGCGAUUGGCUAAUCGGAUUUAUCAGAAAAAUUGCUACAAGUCCAAAUCGACAUUGAGCGACUGCGAAAUCCGGGCUGCGUUUUGACGAUUUGGAAAUCGCUCGGUUUACUUCGGGGGAGAGGAACUUACUCGCGAAUAUACACAUCUCGGAAAUUCUGUAAACGCAAUUGUAUUAUUGUACCGCGAGAGAGACACGGUUUCGAGGCUGCUUGCCUUCUGAUCGAGGGAGAUUGCACGGCCGGAUAUUUGAUUCGUUACAUAACACACCCGCAACAAACAGCCGCGGAAACAAAGGAGCCGCGUGGAAGCGAGCUUCGGCUUCGGCCGCGAGAGAGAUUGAUCACUCUCCCGCCGACGCUCGUCGACGCGUGAGAACGAUCUUCUCGCCUUGCAACGUUUCUCUCUCCUCUCUCUCUCUCUCUCUCUCUCUCGCGAGGGGGAAGGGGACGGAAAGCGAAACGGGUGCGCGGAGAAAUGAUCUGACAAGACAUCGAGACAACACAGCGCGACGACAACGACACGACAAUGACGACGAUGACGACGACGCAAUGACAACGACAACACGUCACGAAGGUCGAGCCCACGUGAUACGCGGCGUUUAGCCGGCGCUACCGCCGCUACCAAAUAUUGUGGCUGCGCGAUACGUGACGUUCGGCGUUCGGCGGCGGGACGUCAGACGUGAUACGUGAGACGCGUGUCGGCUCGUCGCGUGUCGUCGUAUCGAGGAACACGACGACGUUAUCGGUGCAAGGAAGUUGCGCUCUCUGAUCUACCCCGAUCGACUCGCGCGCGCCGGGGAUGGUGACGAGCGCUCGCACGUGAAGCGAAAAAGUGACAGUGUUAUAUCGUGAAUAGGAAGUACCUAAAUGAUCCCCAAGUUUCGGAUCAUUUCGAAGAUCUCGCAGUUAAGAAAGGAUACGAGUGGAGGCCGAUGAAAAUUAAAAUGGCUCCCGCAGGGACACCUUCGUCAAACGGAGGCCUACCACCGCCUGUAGGACCCGUGCUGACCGGCACAUCCUUUGUCAGCUAUAAAAGAACCUGGUGGAGAAGAGUAGCUCCCUGCUUGGCCUUUCUUGCCGCCUUUUCCACCGCCAUGGUCCUGCUCCUCAUCUGGAGCGAAGCCGUGGCUUUGAGGAGGCAGGCGUUCGACGCGAACAUGACCAGGGACUACGUGCUCGACAGCAUCUCGAUGGACAAUCCGCAAUUGAUCACGUACAUACGGGAGGUGCAUCUGAAACGGACGACACGUCAGGACCCGCUGAACGCCAACCAGACGUCGGAGGAGAAGUAUGUGGCCACCUUGUCGCAGGGCAAGACCGAGGGUGUCUACGUGGAGUACAUCAGCAGGAUGGGCGCGAUUUCCAGUACCUCGUGGCUGGAAUCCAAUAUGAGCUGGCGAGGUGUCGUGAUAUUCACCGAGCCCAAGAGCUUCUUCGAGGCGCAGCGCAGCACCAGGCACCCGCGAUCGAGGGUGAUGCACGCCUGCCUCAGCACGGACACGGAAACCAAAGAGAUAAAGUACCACCAGGAGUCGGAGGUCCAGGUCACCAAGCUGUGCGACGGCCCUAACAGCCUCGUGUCGUCGGACGACGGUUUUCCUACCACUAGACUCAAGUGCUUUCCUCUCUAUAGCGUGCUGUUGGCGUACAACGCCACGACUUUGGAUUACCUAAGUCUGGACAGUCCCGACGCUCCCGAUGGCCAGGUACUCGACACCAUCCCAUGGGACGUCGUAAGAAUAUCGAUACUGUCGAUACGGUGGAGUCCCCAUCACAGCGAGGCGGAGACAAAGAGCUUCAUCGACAAGAUGACCAGCCGGAGGUACAAGCUCGUACACACGACAGAUACCGGAAAGUCGAUUUUCCUGUACAACACUCUCCUUAAGAUUUGAUCAUUGACUCAGGUUAUAGACUGGUCUGCGCCCGUAUCGCAGGAUAUAUAUAUAUAAAAUAAUUUAAGCGACUCGAAAUAAAACUCCACUCCACCGCGCCUUUGAUCCGUUGUCGAUAUUCUAUUUCGCCGAUAAGAAAUAUUUCUUCCGAUCGGAAACACGCGCGCGCGGAUCUCCCGUUCAACCUCCCGCGUGAAGGGACGGGCUCACGUCGCGGUAUCGAGAACACCGGAAGUAAUCGAUCGCGAAAUUCGUUCUCUCCGUCGCGAACUCCCGAGUUUGUUAUUAGCUUCCUUUUUUCCCGCGGGACACGUUGGACACCUUCCCCAAGCUCGUCGCAAAUCUCGUGAUCGCUCCCGUGAUUCACAAAACAAUGUUUACCCGCGAUAACGAGUUCGCUGAUAACAAUCGUCGAUCGAAUCUCGAGGGACUGAUUCAAGACUGAGUUCAAGAAUUUCCGUUACGGUCGACACGGUGCCACGAGACCGUAAGUACUUCGAGCGAUUCGUUUGAGAGUUGAGAGUCAAAACUGUAAGUAGCUGAAGAUUCAGGACCCGGUUUCCAGAUCGACGAUAAAAACACUGGAAUCGAAUCUCCAGAAGAGUCCAAAGUUGCGAUCUCAACUUGAGAUUUCAACUUGAGAUUCGAGUUUCGAAAGUGUCUUGGCUUCAACGAUCCUCCGCGCGACUCCAAAUCGCAUAAAAUCCGAGAGAUUUCUCUCAUCAUCGACGCGGACAAGAUAUUGGUGGUGUUCUGAGCGCGCGUAUAUUUUGCGGUGAUAUUGCGGUGGAAACACGUGCGAAUCGAGUUAAAUCUGCUUCGGAUAUACGUGACUCCCCGUGUGAUUCUUAUAUCUGUGUUCUUAUCGCGAGACGUGCGACACGAUUUUCUCUCUCACUUGCUUCCAAUUGUGGUUUUCGCGUAUUCGACGAUCACCGACCAGCCAGAUGGAGCGUUCUUUUAAUUUUUUUUUCCAUUCGUGUGCGAACAACGCGUAUAAUAAAGCGAUCCCGCAGAACCGCUCCGUCGUGCCCUGCUGCGACGAUCUCGCUCUCUUCGCGACGACUUCGACUUCAAAUACGUCGUGCGACGCCGUAUUACGUUAAUACUCUGUUUAUUUCGUACGUACACGCGAAUGAUCAACGAAUAAUUCACGCCAGUGAUUAUUACAGGCAGUUAUUUAAGUAUUUGCAGAAUCAAAACAAGAGGAAUAGACCCAGAACAGAAGGGGUAGUCGAGAUUCGUGAACAUGUGGCAGUCUGUGUCAAAAUUAUCGUUUGACUCCGCAAACUGUUUUUUUUUUUUUCACUGCAGUAUGUUUCGCUGAACGGCGUAUGAGAAUUGUUGGAUACACACAGACUGUGCAAUCGUCGUUCCCAAUCCUUUCGCGCGUUUAUUUCUCUAUUUCUAUGUCAAUGGGGAAAUAACGCAAUGUUAAUUUAAUAGAAAAUGUCAAAUUGACAUUUUUUUGCGCGAUGAAUAUUCAAAGUUUAUUUGCGUGCCUGCUGCCGUGGACGUUGAGUUUAUUCGGGCGCAACGUAACGUAAAAUUACGUUUUAUGUUAGAAGAAAGGGAAAAGGGAGGCUGGAACCUCGGCGGAAAGCGAAAAAUUAAUUCCUCCGUACCUGAGCUAAAUAACGCGCCUCGUUUAAUCUUGUCUCUGAUCCUCUCGUCCCCCGUCCCCGCUCUCCUCGCAAUGGAUAGAGGGACUCGCGUGGAGCGCGAUUGUUGCGGUGCAGGAAUCGCGUCGCGACAUUUAAAAGCUCCGGAAAGUUUUGUCGAUCUAGAGAUUAUUCAAGAGGGAUCUUCGCUGAGCGACGAUUCUGAGACUCACGGGAUUGAUACGAGGAUCCGAUAAUUCGGAGGAUACGAAGGACCGCGGCGGACCACGCUUAAUGGUCCGAGAAAAUCCACUGGAAAAUCCGAGCCCCGAUAAAUCCUCACUCGGGCAAACUGAGAUUUCCGAGCGUCCACGUCGUUCGAUUUUUCUUUCGGGAGCGCACCGAGGAAAAAAACCCAGCGAGAAGAGAUCUCGCUCUCCCGUACGAUUUUACGGUAGCACGUUUUUUUUUUUUUAAUUUAGGGUACAAGCUAGUAACGGUAACCGAGCGUUUUACGCAGGACGCGCCGAUUUUACUUUUUAAGGGACAUCAAUCGCGGCGUCCGGAGAUCGCCGUAUCGCAUACGCGUCGAUUCGCGUUAUCACCGUGUGAUAAGCGAGAGCGAGCUAAUCCCGAGGUAUUAUUCCUCCCCUCCCCCCUUCAGGGCUCCCGCAUUCGCGCUGCGCGUCCACAGCUAGAAGGAGGCGCCGAUCGUCCGAAUCUCACACCCGUAUAUAUAUUUGCAUUAAAACACUAAUCGCGUGUCACCCACAUCCGAUCGAAUCGGAUCAAAUUGAGACGGGCGAAACGAUGAGAUCCACGAUUGCAGUUCGAUCCACGCGUCGAUCGGUGGAACCUCGAAAACGGCACACCUGCUAUUUAGUGCUACACGUGCGACGUAUAUAGAAUGGGGACGUAAAUAUCUGAAAGCACAGGCCUUAUUAGCGCGUAAGGUGAUAUUUUCUUAAAACGUUCUACGAUAGUGAUAUAAGUAACACCAACCCGCGCAAGUGGUUCAAGUUGUCAAGUUAUAUCUUCGCUCGCGGUGUGCAGAGAUCUGUAUACGUCAAUUAGACGUAUCUACUAGAUUCUCCUUCGUUAAUUAUGAACCGUCGCGGUUCGUCUCUAAAAUUUUUAGAGAUGAGAAAUUAAAUUAUUAUUUUUUUUUACUGAUAAUUAUUUUCGAGCGAAAAUAUUCUUCAGGAAGAAAAUUAUUUUGCCUUCUAAACAUUCAAUUUCAGUCUCUAAAAUUCCUUCUUUCGGCUCGCGAAACGUUUUCGCUUACUCGCAUAAUCUGCAAACACAAUUUUCGAAGAUAUAACGCAAGCUCAGGAAUUAUCAUACAAAACGCGUAUAUGCGCGAGAAAGAUACGUGUUAUAAAUCAAGGCACAGCAUCAACCUUUGCGCUAUUCGCAUUUCCGCGAUAAUUUCGAGCAGCGCGAGAACUACUUGCAUUUGUGUGACGCACGUUUAACGCUAAAAUUACAAUUUGUAAUUAUCUAAGUAACAGUCUACAAUGCUUCAUUCCUAAUUUAAAUUGCACAUUGGAUAAUCAGCAAUGAAGGAUGAGAUACCUUCGGCGUUAAACGUACAUCACGAGAAAGCGGGACUUCUGACUCAAAACUCCCAUUGACGCGUUUACUGCGAUUAUAUAUGGAUUAUACAUUAGGAACGUUCAGCACAACAGAUACUUAUAAUAAUGCGAUUUUCUUUGCAUCGAUCAUAGCUUCGUUGCGACGAUCAUCCUGUUAUUUCCAUUGUUAAUCGCGCGAAGCGAGGCGCGCAGCAUUUGAAUUUUCGCAAAGUGCAAUAUUCGCGAAGCGGUCGGUUCGGUUUCAAAAUUUUACGAUGAAAGAUCCGGAAGUUGUAAACAUCAUACUGGUUUAUAGAUCCAAUGACUCGAGAAUUUAAGAUUUCAAUCCAAGAUCCGUAAUUUUUUUUCUUUUUUUUUUCUUUUA